AUGUCGGCGCCGCAGCCGCUGCAGAUCCGCGAGGCGAACGCGCACCUGGCGGCUGUGCACCGGCGCGCCGCGGAGCUGGAGGCGCGGCUGGACGCGGCGGAGCGCACAGUGCGCGCCCAGGCCGAGCGCCUGGCCCGCCACGACCAACAGCUGCGCGCUGCCCUGGACGAGCUGGGCCGCGCCAAGGACUGUGAGAUUGCCGCUCUCCAGGAGCAGCUGCUGACCUCCGAGGCCACUGUCCACAGCCUGCAGGCUGCUGUGCGCCAGAGGGAUGAGCUCAUUGGGCAGUUGCAGCCCCGGGCGGAGCUGCUGCAGGACAUCUGCCGUCGCCGGCCGCCCCUGGCUGGGCUGCUGGCUGCCCUGGCGGAGGCUGAACGCCUGGGGCCCCUGCCGACCAGAGACCCCGGCCACCCCCUCCCUGGUGGGCCCAGUCCUCGCCUUGCCAACAGUACUGGGGAAGAGCAAGACAGGGACCACCACCUCCAGCCAGCAGUGUUUGGGACCACUGUGUGAGCCCUGGAGCAGAUCACAGAAUGGAGACAGAGUCCACUGCUGUGGGUCCACUGGGUCCUCGGGGGUCACCAGUGUCCCUGAGGGGACCCCGUGGCAGAGCCAUAAUCCUUUCCAAGCAUCAAAACCUGCUAAAAAGUCAUGGGUUUCAAACAGGCAGCGCAAGGGCCAAAGGCAGAUGUUCAGCCCAGUUUUUUUUUUUUUUUUUUUUUUUUAUUUUUAAGUAAUCUCUACACCCAAAGUAGGGCUUGAAUUUACAACCCUGAGAUCAAGAGUCGUAUGUUCUACCAACUGAGCUGGCCAGGCACCCUUGUUUUUCUUUUUUUUAAACAAAACUUUAAAUCAAUCAACUUGUUGAAAAAUUGGCGACGUUUUGCAACAAUCUGGAUUUCCGGCUUCAGUCUUGGCCACGCCUGUUUGGAUCUGAGCUCAGGAUACCCUCUUUAGCCAAAGUGUGAGGUCCAGUUGGCUUCCCCCUUUUUCUUAGGGCUGGACGUCUGGCCCCCGAAGCAUCUGAGUUUGAGACCUCUGUCACUUGUGGAGGCAGACGGCAUCAAGUUCUUUGUCCCCUUUCCCGUCCGCCCUGAUUUUCGUUCCUUUGGAAGCGUCCCUCAUCCCAGGCUAAAGCUUUUUCUUAUUCUUCAUCCCAGACCGGAAUUGGGAACCUCAAGCCUUGUGUCGUUUUGCCUUGGUUAUAUGAAGACAAUUUUUAAAUGCUAGGAUCUUUCCCGCCUGUCCUUCCCUCAACUUUCAACGCAGGAGGAAGGGCGUGUGUCUGUGUGAGCCACAUGGACGUGCUGGCAUCCCUCGGCCUAGUACCUUUGCACGUCCCCCCCAUAAUGCUCUUCCCCCAGGUGUCACGUGAUCUCUGCUCAGCCGUCACCUCCCAGGGGCCUUCCCGGCCUACCUUCUGUGAACUCUUCCCCUCCCGUUCUGUUUUCUUCAAGGAAUGUCCUGUCAUCAGAAUGUAAGCUCCUUGAGGGCAGGGCUUUUGUUCUUUCUCACCAGCGCCAGGUGCGCUCUGGGGCCUCCGAAGGAACAAGAUGGGUUUGUAGGCCCUGGAGGGAGCCAGGGGCCCCCAGCACAUCCGAUGAAGCCCCAGCCAGUUCAGCUUUUGUAGCAAGCAGCUCGCUCCUUUUUUAUAUUGUCCAGAGAAUCUAUUUUUAAACUCUUUUUUUUUUUCUUUUUUUCUUUUUUUUUCUUUUUAUGCUGCCAUUCUUGGCCAGAGACAUUCAGGGUGCUGUGUUUUUAUUUUUGUUUAGUUUUUUUUUUUUUUUUAAAUCAAACCAGGGAACCCUGUGCCUUUCUCUGGCCAGCCGAAGUGCCCAGCCUGGUACCAUGCUAGCCGUUUUCUCGCCUUACUCAGGGAACUGUCACACCAGGAACCACCAAGGGGCAGGGCCUAUUUUGGCCUGGAAAGUUCGGCGUCCGUCCCCAGCCCUUCGGAUGGUGCUGCCUGCUUGCCUGGCAUCUAACAGUGGCCCCUCAGUGCAGUCACAAUGGCCCCAUUUUCUCUGGAUGAGUAAGGGGGGCUGCUUGUCUGAGGGGAAGGCAGGCUGAGGCCUGUCCAAGCUUAAGAAUAAAUUGAAUGGUUUCUUGGC
This is a messenger RNA of Canis lupus familiaris (dog), 2111 nucleotides long. RefSeq names its product vimentin type intermediate filament associated coiled-coil protein (gene VMAC). The coding region runs from base 1 to 513 and encodes 170 amino acids. Lineage: Eukaryota; Metazoa; Chordata; Mammalia; Carnivora; Canidae. The record is from RefSeq and is a predicted model, not a curated record. The transcript is spliced from 2 exons.